Messenger RNA from Xylona heveae TC161, 1181 nucleotides. Its product is annotated as glycosyltransferase family 2 protein. The transcript has 3 exons. Bases 1 to 1110 code for a protein of 369 amino acids. The record is from RefSeq and is a predicted model, not a curated record. NCBI's taxonomy places the organism in Eukaryota, Fungi, Ascomycota, Xylonomycetes, Xylonales, Xylonaceae.
AUGCACGAAUUCACACGAACCAUCCUGAAUUGCAUUAAAUCAUCUCCAUUAGAGAUCAUUGUAGUCACUGUUCUCGACUGCAUAGACCACGUCGAGGAAUUGGUACACUCUAUCGAUCCCUCGAUCCGGGUGAUUACCGCUGGUCAGCGUAACAAGCGACUCCAGCUCCGCCAGGCAAUUCCAAUGAUACGCUCCCGCAUCACUAUCCUUGCCGACGACGACGUGAUAUGGCCUGACAGCCUCAUGGCACAUGUCCUUGCACCUUUUGAAGAUCCCAAGGUUGGAGCUGUUGGCACCAGUCAGCGCAUCCGGAAGGCCAGACAUCUUUCCUUUGUUGGCAGAAUCUGGGAAUACCUUGGUGCAUGCUAUAUUGAGCGCAGAAACUUUGAGAACACCGCUACUAUGCACAUGGACGGCGGUAUUUCUUGUCUGUCCGGCCGCACCGUCGUCAUUCGAACUCCUAUCAUCCAGAGCGCCGAAUUCCUCCACGGAUACUGCAACGAAACCUGGAACGGAAAUCUAUUGAACGCCGAUGACGACAACUACGUCACCCGGUUCUUAGUUUCUCAUAACUGGAAAAUCUGCUUUCAAUCUUCGGUAGAGAUUGAGACGACUCUCGAAACCAAUUCCAAGUUUCUUUCGCAAUGCCUCCGUUGGUGCCGCAGCAACUGGCGUAGCAACUACAAGAGCAUUGUUCUUGAGCGUCACAUUUGGAAGAAGCAACCUUGGUCAACGUACGCUGUUCAAGUCACCACUGCUUCUUGCUCUCUUGUCCACGAUCCAGCCCUCAUCUAUUCGCUUUAUCGGGCUUCUGAGAACGUGUCUCCCCUGAAUCGGGUUCGACUGAUGACCUCGUUUUUAGUAUGGCUCGUGUCCUGCAAAGCUGUCAAAUUGGUUCCUCAUUUCGCUCGAUACCCAUUCGACCUGGUGUACUUUCCGAUCACCAUCCUCUUCGGAUAUUUCCAUGGAUUGAUCAAGUACUAUGCCUUAUUCACACUCUCUACCUCUUGGGGCAGCAGAAACGAUGUCAAUCAUUCCAGCGUCGCGCUGUCUGAACACGAGACUGACGUUCUCGACAGCGAAAAGACGCCUCUUACUUCAUCCGGCUAAACAGCCUCGACGCCAGGCCUUGGUGCUCCCCUCCCUCGCGUCAUAGGCUUUCUGCGAUAGGAUCCCCAGCU